Xyrichtys novacula (pearly razorfish) is the source of this 11360-nucleotide messenger RNA. Lineage: Eukaryota; Metazoa; Chordata; Actinopteri; Labriformes; Labridae. The record is from the annotation of a GenBank genome assembly.
AAGCUUAUCAACAUUUGAGGGAUAAAGGGAAAGGCUCAUCAACAUUUCGAGCUAUACUGUUUUCUGCCAGAGUUCUUUAGAAGCUCUUUCCAAACCAUCUGCCAGAGUUCGAACCUCUAGGAUUCUGAGGGGCGAUGCAUAAGCCAGGACUUCACCUAAAUGUGCUGAUGUGACAAGGUGACCAGUGGUAGGUAGGGCUUGGUUUGUGAUUUACAGGGGAAGCAGGUGAUUCUUGUAGUGUGGAUCACGCUCCAUGAGAUAACUAUAAGGUGAAUUUCAUUUUAGCUAUUAGUAAAACUGAAGUUUGCUGUGUGUACAAGUUAAACUAUUCCCUGCACUUUGAGCUCUAAUAAUGAAAAAGCUUGUCUGCCUUUUUUUGUAUCCUGUUGCUGCAUGCACAGAUGAUUUGGAAGCUCACAGUGAUUCUCAAAUGCUUCUGUCAGAGGGAGAGUGGGCUCAACCCGCUAUUAGUUAUUAUGGGGGUGGGACCAGGGCUUUUAUUAUGCUUUUUUCUUAAAGGGGCAGGGUUGGGUUUUAAUCUCUGAAAUUCAGGGAGUGGGGUGUUAUUUUGUUUACAUCCUGCUUAUUGUAUCGGAGACUGUGCAGAUAAACCACACACCUCAAUAGGAAAUGUCAAAGUAAUGUGCUGUAUUCAUUGUGCGGGUUUCUUUUUUUAGGUUCAUUGCAACAGCCUUCAUCAAAAGCUUGAUUCAACUUUGCAUACCUCAUAGUGUAUACAUCAGUUAGGUGGGCUGAGUCACAGAAAUACAUAGGGGAGACCGGGACUUGUUGUCACGUUGCAAUUAUCUCUGCCACCAGAGGGCGCAACUAAAAUGUGGAAUACUAAUUUUAUUCUUCUACAUGGUCAGAGGUUGUGUCCUGUCUGAGAAGAGAAGAGAACAUUGUGAGCUGAGAUGAGCGCCAAUUAACCAUUUUGCGCAACCCAAAGUAAAAAAAUAUAUAUAUAUUAUAUCUUAUACUAUGUUAUAUCUAACACAGUACUUGUUAGAGGAGAGAUUAAGGCAUCCUGUCAUAUCUCAGUUAUUGUUCUGUUUUAAGCUAACUUUAAGCUAGAGCCAGAAUUAGUAAACAUGGUAGUUUGGGGCAACAUGUCUCAGUCAUUUUGGGGUUAGUUGUCACGUGUUUAAAAGGGAAUAAAAUUAACAUAGAGUCUGAUUAUCAGCAGUUGUCAUGAUGAGAUUUUGACUUGAUUUUUACAGAGAAAAGAGUGGUUUAAAAGAGAGGAGAAAAUGAGAAGACAUGGUCAGGAUUUACUAAAGAAAAACAGAACAUGGCAGUGCAGUUCCUGACGUGAUGCUGAGGGCGGUCAGACAGGUGACCCUAGCUAAUGAAUCAAUCUGGAGGACAAUAAAGGACGUUAAUGUCUACUAUACCUUUGCUCGGUACUGCAAAAACAUUCACCCUAACCAAAAUACAGAGUCCGACAGCUCUCCAAACUCCAGAGCAUGUUACAUAAUAUUUUAUGUUAACGUUUGUUCAAUGACUUUUUGUAGCUCAAUGUUACGCAUUGUCCGAGUCUGACUUUCAUGUUGACUUUCAUGUAAAAUGUGAGAACAACAAUAAUUUUGUCCCUGUUUUAAUAGCUGCAAAAUCCACUGUGACAUCUUACCCCAUGUAGUGAGACAAAUUACCCGAUGGUGGGGCAACAUGUCACAUGUUCACACUCUCUAUUUGAUUGCUUAUAACUCUGCACUGACACAAGAUAUGAAUAUGACAUGAAUACAAAAUAUAUACCCGAGACUUUGGUCUUUCAUCUGGUACACAUUUUGUUUACAUAUGGUUGCAAGAAAUAUGCAAGUGUUUAAAAAGUGUGACAGCAAGCCCCAGUCUCCCCUAUUCACUGACCUGAUAUAGUGUAUAUGUGAUAUAUUCACUGAUAUAGUGUAAACCUACGAAUAAGGACGAAAAUCCGCUUAUUUCAGACUGUCUUCCCCACAGAAAACAACAGUAAGAUUAAAUUUGGUGGGGGGAAAACGACCUAAAUUUGAUAACGAAUGUAGAGAUCGGUGGUGAAUAAUUUUAUUCUGCACAAUAUUGGGCGGAAGCGUUUUUCUUGUUGCUGCUUAAGAAUAGCGUCGACUUCACUGUAGUCCUCAGGAGCAGCAGCAGCAGCAGCGUGGGAUAAUAGGAUGAGAGGAUGCUGUGGGAGAGAGGGCUGAGGGAACAGCUGGAUGAUGGGAUUUAUCAGAGACACCUGAUUUUAUAACGAUCUGCACUUAGUGCCACAUAAUCUUUUGUUCUGUCCGCCUUGGCUCGGUGUCCCACCUGAUGUGCGUUGUCGCUGGCUGCUGCUGCUGCCUGAUCAGCCUCCGUGUUUCCAUCGGUCCAUCUAUGGGGAUGCGACGGGCCCUCAGAGCUCAAGGCACAAUGGCAACAUCCAUCAGCGGCUGCUCUGCUUUCAGAUGUCGGGAGAUUUAUCUUCUAAAUCUUAUAAACGGAGAGCAAACCUGCACAUGCUUUUAGGAGAGACGGACAAAGAAGGCGUCGUGUUUGGGGGCAGACAUCAUCACUGAGUCCUAUCCAUCUCCUUCAGAUCCAGGUGUGGAGCAGAUUCUGUUUGUUAUGAGCUCUAGUGACCGGUGUGAACACAAACAUCUGUGGAGGUUUUUUCCUCUGAUGUAGGUUUCUCUACCAAGUCGUGUAGGUGUGCUCCUGAUAAACGUGCAAUAGCCUGAAUUGGUCAGGAGAGCUAUUGUUUACUGUUAUUGUGUAUUGUGGGCUCAGCCCAAGGUGGCACGGCCUGCAGCACCGCUGGAUAGAUUCCGUGUCCACCUUCAAAUGCGAUGUUGAUGGAGAAAUAAUAACAUAUUUAACAUCGUUUUAACAGGGCGGGGUUGCAGUGUAGUCUUGUGUUUUUAUCAUAGUGGAUUAUCGAGGGUAAAUUGAAGGGACAACAGUGGAACCUAUUCUACCUGCAGGACCACCUCCACAACAGCAGACUUCACACAACCCACUCAUGAUCAUUCCACAGCCCAGGACUGUGUAAACCAAUGAGCGAGUUAAUGAUCCCAUUUGUCAGUGAAUAUAUUUGUCAUCUUUAAAGCAGUUACAAAACGGACAUGAUUUGGUCAUUGCUGAAACGGUGGAAAGCUUUGAAUCAUAUAUUCAUUUUAUUGUUACUGAGGACAGUAAACUGUUACAGAGGGAGGUUUUUUUUAUUUCUCAUGUUUAUAAUAUUAUUUAUAAAUUAUUUCUCAUAAUUUAUAAAUGGUAAAUAGAUAGUUUAUUGAUGUUAGAUCAUCAUUUAAAAACAGCAUAUAGACCAGUUAUAAAUGGCAAAUAGAUAGGUUAUCAAUGUAAGUUCAUAGUUAAUUUACCAUUAACUAGCAGUGAAAUUAUGAUCAAUAAUUUUCAUUAAUUAUUAAUGGACUAUUUUUAAAGGUUUAUAUAGGGUUUAAAUAUUGAUUGUAAAACAUCUAGAUUAGAAUGUGUGUCAGUAGCACUUUGUAAAUAAUUAACAAGUGGUUUAUAAACCAUCUAUAAACAUUACUUAGAUGGUUAUUGUAAAGUUAGGGUUAAGGUUAGGCUUUUAAAAUUGUAAAAUUUACAACUUAUUAUUGGUCUGUAUAUUAUUUAUUAAUGAUGAUUAAACAUUAAUAAACUAUCUGCUUACCAUUUAUAAAUGGUCUAUUUACCAUUUCUAAGUUAUGGUUAUUGUAAAGUGUUAUCCACAUUUUUACUUCAUAACAUUUAUAAAUAUUUACAGAGAAAAAAACAAAAAACUUGUACAGUCGGAUUGCAAAUAAGCACCAGUAACCAUUGAUGAUAUGUUACAUAGGGAAAGGCUUCAUUACUAAAGAUACAAAACAUGAUGUUGAAAUAAAAUCUUAAUCUUAAAGUUAUCAUUUAUCUCUGGUUAUUGAUUGAUUUUGAUUGAGCAUAUAAGUGUCUAGCUAAGCAGUAAAGUGCAGCUGUGGCUCAGGGGGUACAGUACAGUACAGUGGCACUUUACAUAUCAGCCUCUUCCAAAGGGAAAAAUGGCAUUUCUAUGGUUUCAUAGAAUAUAAUUUUCAAGUCAUAUCUCUUAUGGUUUUGUCAUCAGAAUUAAAGGAAGUUAUUCUCAUGAAAUGUUUAAUAGUUAGAGGUUUUGUGGGCUUUACAUAUCUAUAAGCUUUUUUUCACUAUUGUACAAAAUUCAGCUGAUUCAGAAAAUAGAACUUUUUGAAAGUAUUACACAUCUUUGCUUGAAUAAAAUGGCUUUAAAAUGUAUGUAUGUAAAUAUAUGUAUGAUAGUUUAGUGUCAAAAUGUUUGGGGUAAUAAAUAUGAAAGUUGAGGAUGACUGACAGCAAACGGCUGAGGCUGGAAGUACAGUUAAGUGUCGAGAGCUAUGGUGUUUGGGGUGCAUAUAACUUGUUUCCAGUAAUAUAAAGAGGCAUUUAGGGUGACAGCAUAAUGCCAACAAAACUAUGAAACUAUAAAGAUAACAACGAUUAUAAACUGCAACUAAACACCCUGUGCUUCCAUAUCAGCAGCUGUGAUUGACAGGACUACAAGCAGUUAUAGUGACACUUACUCAUGUCAUUGCACAAGUGAGGAAGGCUAUGGUGGGCUCAGCUGUACCGUAGAAAGAAAAUGAAUUAUAUUUGUUGACUGUUCUCUCAUCCCCAGUCCUGUCUAUCGGUGUAAUGGCCGUGUCGUUGGUGCCUCUUCUCUCGGUGAUCCUCCUCUCCCUCCAAAUUCCUGCUCAAGCAUCUCCUUCCUGCCCGGUGAGUUGCCGAUGCUACAGCCUCACAGUGGAAUGUGGCUCCACUGGCCUGAAGGACAUCCCCAAACACAUCCCCCCGUCCACACAGGUAGGCUCAAUGUAGUGAAAGAGGACAUUCACUGACAAGGCAACAGAUCGUUCUUGACUGAAUAAACGAAACAAAAAUUCACUUUGAAAUAAUGACCAACACUAACUGUAACUGUGUCCUUGUCUUUUUUUUUUAUUGUGCUUCUCUAUAUCCAGACUGUUUUCCUCCAGGAUAAUGUGAUUGGCCAGAUUCGUCGACAGGACCUCACUCUGCUGAGGCACCUGUAUUACUUGUAUCUGCAGGUAAUGAGAGACCACAUCCCCACCAACACACCCAAAGGGAGGGUUUAAAGAAGUGACUGAGAGGGAUUUUCUAAUGUAAUUUAUUAUUCAUUAUAGGGUAGCUGAGCUUUACAGAAUCUACAGUGUGAUGGAAUAACUGCCCUUAAAUGUUUGGAUGAAGGAAUGAAGAGUUUUCAUACAUGACUAGUAUACACUAUAAAAUAAUGUCACAUUGACUAAGUACGUCAUUCAGAGGUAGAAGAUGCAAUGACAGGACAGGAUGCUCUGCUGGUGUUAGGGUUGAAAAAAGGAUGCAGGAUGAGUUCAGGAGCUUGAGCUGAAUUCUGAUGAGAUGGACUACUAGACGUUGAAGCUAUCUCUUGUUUGUUUUAUACUUAAAAGAUUUAACACCCUCAAAUAGCUGAUAACUAGGAACACAGAAAUAAGGAUAGCUAUUAACAUGAAUGAAUGAACUAACCAACAGACUAAAUGAACAUCUAAUCAAACACUUUUAAAGUUUUAAAGGGCAUUAACAUCUGUUAUGUUUGCUUUUAUCUCUAACAAAUAUAAAGUUUAACCACAGGUAAACAAUCAAAAAUAGUCCUCUCAGCAUUUGUAGAUAAGAUAGAUUGUAAUCAAUCAGCCUGUGUGAUAACCAGGUUAAAAUCUCCUCAGGACCUGUUGGUCAGAAAUUAAAACCCCUGAAUGUACAGUGUGUGACCACUAGAUGGACCCAAAGAAAGGUGUGUGCCAGUUGUAGCUGGAAAUAAUCGAAGAAACAGCAACAUAAACAUUGAGACCAUGUCUUCAGUAAUGUAUAAAUCAUGUUUAUAAUGUCAUACAAAACAAGUUCUUGCAGUCACUGAGUGAUAACCAUCAGUAAAAGAUGUUUCACCCCUCGUAUCCCUUCCCCCUCCAGAACAACACCAUUUCGGCAGUGGAGCCUGGCUCUUUCCAGAACCAGGGUCAGCUAUUGGAGCUGGCUCUGAAUGGGAACCGGAUCCACCUGGUGACAGCUGACAUGUUUCAGGGACUUGAACACCUCCGCAUUCUUUACCUAGCAGGAAAUGACAUCACACGCCUUCUGGACUACACCUUCCGUGGCUUACAAGUGAGACAUGUUACAGUUUUAUCUAUGUGCACAGUCCAACACUGUGAUUUUUCAUACAUGCAGCAGUCAGGAUAACAACACUACUGAGCAUGCAUUACACACUAACGCAUAAAAAAGAAAACACAGUGGUCUUUCAACAAAAGAAAAAGAUUAAUAGAACAUAACUUUUGCACAACUGGAUAAGUUUGGUGAGGAGAAGAUGUCUAUGAAAACAUAUGACAGCUCCUGCACAUGGUCUCCACAUCACGCUGUACUCAAAACUUUGUCAGUUUGAUUUAUUGUAAGAAUUAACGAUGUGUCCACGAAUCAAAACAGAGCAGCUGACUCUGUCUUUUUCAGUUCUACAUUUUUAUUUCUACACUUUAGCGAUGAAAAGCAACAAAUUAUUUUGAAUACCUCACAUGUUUUGGACUUUGUGUAGCAGUUUUCUUCAUUCUUAUUUGAAACUUUAUAACUGACUGGAGUCACUUCCUUCAUGUCUCUGCAGCGUCUGCAGGAACUCCAUUUGCAGCACAACAGUAUAGAGAUGUUGGCGGAUCAGGCUCUUGUUGGUUUGAGUUCACUGGCUCUAUUGGACCUAAGCAGGAAUAAUCUUCAUACUAUUGGCCCUGCAACCCUGAGACCUCUGGUCAGCCUUCAGGUGCUGCGUAUUACAGGUGACAGUAACUCCUUCAUUAUACUUAAUUUGCACUGUAUAUAUAUUUAUAACCCCUUCCCUCAGUGCACUAAAAAUGUCUUUCUCUAAGAUCAUUACAAACAGCUGACACAUCGUUUCUUUCAACACCCAGACAUAACUUAGCCCCCUCUCCUCUGUGCUGUAGAUAACCCGUGGCGCUGUGACUGCGCUCUUCACUGGCUGAGGAGCUGGAUUGAUGAGGAGGGUCAGCGGCUGCUCAGCUCUGCAGAACGCAGACUGGUCUGCACCGAACCACCACGCCUUUCCCAUCUUAGCCUGGUGGAGGUCCCCCUCAACAGCCUGGUUUGCAUCCCUCCACUAGUCCAGCUGGAGCCCAGGAGACUAGCUGUGCACCUGGGAGAGAGCCUUCGAGUGUCAUGCCAUGCCUCUGGUUAUCCAAGGCCUCAGGUAGGGACAGUUAGCAUGUCAUCGUAAUUGGUUAUUUGAGGAUUGGAAUGACACCAGCAGAAUCAGUCAUUUCAAAUCAGUCGGUGCAGACCCUAACACAGGAGGAGGGUUAAAGCUGUAACCAAUAUUCUCGGUUUCUCUGACAGUUACAAGAAUGUAGUCCGUGGUUUUAUCUGGAGAAAACGGCAUCUGUAUCCUGUCCAGACUCACAGUAAUAUUGUACAUAUUGAUUGUCAAGAGGGCAAACAACAAUCUUAGAUUCUCAAGCAUCACCCUUAAACUGUUUUUGUUGAAUCAGUGGAGAGCGACCAAGCCUUUUUCAAAUUUAAUAAGAGCUGUAAUGGUUUAUUUUCAUCCCUCAAUGCUUCUUUUCCUGUACUUUUAGUCUGCUUUUCCAUCUAGCCUGUUGUUUUCCUACUUUAAACAUUUGGUAUGCAAGAAGACAUUUCUGUAUGCUAUCAAGAACACAUUUGCCUAUUGCUCACUUCUUUCCCUUGGUUUGUGUAGAGGAGCUAAAGUUGUUUGUGUGUGUGUUUUUUUUAAUUGGACUUCAUUUAUUCCCCUCAAAAGCAGCUACUAAUGCACAAUGUGGAGUACUUCACAGCCCUCUGAGAAUAAAGCAAGAGCACUAAGUCUAACUAAUGCAUGCAUGUAAUUAAUUCUUUUGAUGGAAGUGAUCCUGACUGGACUCAAGAUUAACUCAAUUAUUCAAAAUGUGAAACAGUGUUAUAUAAUCAGAUACACACUCAGGUAUUCAAAUUAUUGUCUUUUAAAUACUGAAAAAAGCCUUUACAAUUACAUAAGUUUGUAAUAAAAUGUUCCUAAAAAAAGGAUCAGAUCAUGAUCUUGAAGUUUUGCCUUACUGACCUUUGCUGCAUUGGUAUUAUUGCUCUAUUAUAUACGUUCAGAUCCUUUAGGUGACCCUUCAACUUGUAAUAUUGUUUGGUUUGAACAUUGAAUAUCAUUUACGAUGAAGGCAGAGUCAUGUAUUCUGUUUAGGUUGAUAAUGUUUCCUCAGUCAGUCUUUUUUAUUUUAAAGAUUUUGUGGUAGUAUCACUGAACCCACCUGAAUCUUUGCAGGUGACCUGGAGAAAGGCGUCCCAGGGUAAGGUGGUGCUUUCACCCAGAGGCCUGGUUCAGGAGCUGGGUGCUGGAGGGAGCAGAGCGGAGGAGCCUUCAGAGGAAGGGAGAGUCAGUCUGCAGAAGACAGAGGGCGAGCGCUUCGACCCCGACACCGGCAGUGGGAUGUUGUUCCUCAGUAACGUGACUGUGGCUCAUGCUGGUUUUUAUGAAUGCGAAGCCUGGAAUGCAGGGGGCGUGGCCAGAGUGACCUUUCAGCUUGCCAUUAACUCCUCCUCGUCGUCCUCCUCUUCCUCCUCCAUUUGGGCAUCAUGGUCACAGGUAUCCUCAGCGUACUCCCCUGCCUGGCCUCGGUUAAGAAGUCAUGGUUCAGCUGUGGGCUCAGACGUGAGCCGGGAGCCACUGUACGCUCUGGGCAGUAUGGCCUUCAGUGCUCUGGGGGCAGCUACCCAGACGGCCAUCGCUGUGGGCAUUUCCCUGCUGGCUCUGACCGCCUUGCUGCUGGUCGCUAUGAUCUACAGCCGACAUCACCAACGAGACAAGGAAGCUGAUGGUGAAGGUGAAAAGGUGUGUAUCUGUGUUUAGAUGUAAAAAGGGAAUAGCAUAUUUUGAGCAGCUGGAGUUGUGUGAACAUUUUUUAUGAUGACAGAAGAUGGUACUUAUUUGGAGGUGUGCAAAGUAAACAAGAACAUCAAUAGUGACCAGGAAUGGGCUGUACUUUUAGUUUAAAGAUCCUGCUCUUACUUUAACUGAAUUUCCCUUCGAGGAUUAAUAAAGUGACCUAAAUGCACAAUUCAAAAGCCAGCAUUCAAGAUGGAGGGGAUGCCAAAGUGCCUACAGCACUGGGUAGCUUACACAUCUAUUAAUGCUGAACAAUAUACAUGAUUGCUGGAGAAACAAACACUGCAAUCCAACACAUAUCCAAGGAAGACCUUACACAUACCAACAAGAAGAUGCUAAACCACAUUCUGCAUAGAGUGUCAUGUGUGAAACAAAAACGAAAGGGAGGACCCACGUGCAGAACUCAAAAUAGUUUAUCAAAAAACAAACAAAAAAAAAACAACUUAAUAUUUAAAUGUCCCACCAAAAAAAGAAACAAGAGACAUAGGAGGGAAAUCAUAAGGGCAUUAGGUAGAGAAGACAUGAGCAGUCACAAUGAACCAACAAAGAAUAGACUGGGUAACGAGUAACGAGGGACAGGUGAGACACUCGGACACAGGUGCAGACAAUCACUAAGGAGGGAAAACACAGGAAGUAAGUCUAGACCAGGCACAGAAGAAGAGGGAACUACAAAAUAAAACAGGAAAUACUGAAAACUGAUUUUAAGAUUAAAACACUGAAAACAGGAGAGGAGCGGGAUCAAAGAUAAACUGAAAAUGCACAAACAGGAACACAGGGGACAGACACAGGAGAGAAAAACAACUACAUUACAAAACCAGGAGAAAACUAAAUUCACAAGAACUCAUCCUGACAUGUAGAUCAGCAAAACCUAAAUCAGACAAGAUUAAAGAAUGACACAACAUUAUCCUUUCAAACUCCAGCUGUUGCUCUCUUCAGUUUACAAAUGUUGACUAAGCGUUGUUCAAAUCAAAGGUGAUGCAACACAAAGGUAAAUAAGCCCCCGUCACAACCUGAUUUCAGAUAUGUUGCUCAAGUCAAGUUUAAAAUGGACAUACAAUAAAAAAGUUGAAUUCACUGUUUGGUAUAUUAUCUUUGCACUAUUUUCAACAGAAUACAGCAUUUGAAUGAUUUACACACCAUUAAAGAAGAUUUUACACAAUGGUCCAACUUUUUAUAGUCAGGGUUGGAUUCAUCUUAUCGACUACAUAACCUUUUAUUGUCUAGCACUCUGAAAGAAGCCACUCGGUGCAGAUGUAAAAUAACCAAAUAUAAAGAUGUAAGUGGUGUUGAAAUACUGUACCCUUCAAGUAAUCAGUGUAAAUCUCAACAGGAGGACAGCAUCCUGUAUGUGAAUGACUACUCUGACGGCCCCACUACCUUUGCCCAGCUGGAGGAGUACCGUGAUGAGCGGGGCCAUGAAAUGUACGUUCUCAACAGGGCCAAGCCGGUGCUGCCUCCUGCUCCACCCACUGCUGUCUCCACUACUAACCUGGGUUGCCCUGCUCCAUCUGAAACCUCUAGCCACACCCUUUCUUCAGGGGCUGGCCAAACCAUGAGUCCUGCUCUGGCCCCCAACAAGCAGCAGCAGCAGCAGCAGCAGGAGGGUGACAUACGGACCAUGAGGAGAAUGGCUGGGGAGGGAGGGGAAGCAGAGCCUGUGAUCACUUCAGAAGCUGAAGGGAUGUUCCUCAAUCACACAGGCUUGUUUUUGGACUCUCAGAUUGCAUAUGAAAUUCACUGCUGAAAGGAGGAUUAAACCCUUUAAUGUUUGUGCAAGGAAGGUGUACAGCAAAGCCUUUCACAUCUCAUCUAAGGGAAGUCAAGGUGCCACGACUGAAAUCUACCAGUAACUCACAGAAACUUGUAUCCCUGCUGAUGACUUAUCCAGCUGUGUUUGAGGAGGUUUGCUCAUGUUCGAACAAACAUUCAGAGUUGCUGUAUUAAAACGCGGUGGUGGGAAGGCUGGUGGAUUGUUUGGCAUUUAAAUCCCACACAUCAAAAGACCACAAGUGUUGGACUCAGGUAAAUACUGAGCUUCACACAACUAAACUUCCAGGCCCGUGGACAUUUGUUUCAGCAUUCACCAGGACCAUUUUAAAUCUAUAAUCCUUCCAUCAUUACUGCUCAAGAGUUAACUUCUGUCUUCUCACGAUCUUCCCCCGAAGCUCGUUGGUGAUUUGAAGGGCGCGUUUAACGGAGGAAACGAUGGAACGUUCUGGAAAACAACACCAGAGGAGUUUACUUUGUUUUAUUACUGUUAUAAUGUGUGAACAUGUUUCAAUUUGAUGUUGGUCUGUGCAGGCUGCUGAACAUCUCAAUGCAGUAUCGUGGUGGCAGGACAACAGCAUCCUUUUUUACCAUUUGUUUCUGUGUCGGAGCAUGUAAAUCAUCAUAGAGGAUGGAAUAUAAAGAAGUUUCUCUUUUGUUA